Messenger RNA from Acyrthosiphon pisum (pea aphid), 540 nucleotides. RefSeq lists its product as uncharacterized. NCBI's taxonomy places the organism in Eukaryota, Metazoa, Arthropoda, Insecta, Hemiptera, Aphididae. The record is from RefSeq and is a predicted model, not a curated record. The transcript is spliced from 3 exons. The coding region runs from base 1 to 540 and encodes 179 amino acids.
AUGAGUAGUGAUUCAUUAGAUAUGGCAAAAGAAUGUUUAAAAGCUGAACUAACAAGGCAUGCAUUGAAUUUAUUAAAAGAAACUGGUGUGAAUAUAGUCAGCUUAACUUUUGAUGGGUGUUCAACUAAUGUUAUUAUGGCAAGACUUUUAGGUUGUAGUUUUAAUAUUAAAACACUUAAUACAAAAUUCAUUGUACAUACCACUAAUAAUGUAGAUGUUGAAGUUGUAGUCUUCUUAGAUCUUGCGCAUAUGGUGAAGCUUGAAGAAGAAGGUGCUCUUUUACCAAAUAAAUUGAGGAAACAACAUAUAUUUUUUCAUAAACAAAAAAUGAAGAUAAUGUUAGCUACCCAAUUAUUGAGCCAAUCGGUAGCUGAUGCUCUAAAAUGUUGUAAAAACGUUUUGUGUAUUGAAGAGUUUUCUAAUGUUGAUGCAACUAUAAUAUUUAUUAAAAUAUUCAAUGCUGGAUUUGAUAUUCUUAAUUCAAGAUCAUCAAAUUGUAUUGGAAAUAAAAAGGCAGUAUGUGAGGAAAAUAUUAAAUAA